UAUUAUUUUUGCGACCCCAUUUCUGCUCAUUUUUCAGUGCCAUUGAGCUAAAAUGUAUAUCAUUGAAUGUAAGGUAAAAAUUGUGUUUCUUGGAAAUAUUUGAAAUGUUACUCCUAGAAUAUGGCUAAAGUUAGUGCAAUCUACCGCUGGGGAUGCGAAGCUACAAAAUGGAUCGGUCAUGAAGCGAGCUUUCGUCGUGAAAAGCUGCACGAUGAAAAAAGGAGCACUUUGCAGCGGGUUGUCUUUGUUGUUAUUGAUUGUUGCUGCGCGAAGGAGUAGAGGUUCCCCCUAUAGUAGCCCGUGUUUGGUUUUCCUGCUGUGUGUGUUGUUUGUGUCUGUAUGUUUUCGAGCUAAGACGAGUCCAGUUUUAGAAAGGCUCCGUCUCCAUCCUCUCGCGUAAAUAUUCCUUCGAGUCGCUUCAAUUACCAGGGUUCAAUAUAUUAAAAGUACGAACAAUUGCAGAAUGUCUACGAAGAAGAACAUCGCAGACCAAGAAAUAAUAAUUAAAGAUUCUCUAUUCGAAUUCGUUAAGACGAACAUACCGGAUGCGGAUUUGACGCUAAUAGACGAAAUUGUCCUUUCAUACGUAGUGGCAAUUUUGGAAGACGUUAGCUCGGAUCCGGUCUUCGAUGUAGAAGGUUUUUGCGAGAUGAUGUCUGCAUAUUUUCCCGAGUUCGAGUCGAUUAAUCAUGCGACCGUAUGCAAUUGGAUGUUCGAACUGGAAGCCAAACUCAGAGCAGACGAACCGCAGGAUAAAGAUAUUUCGUUACUGGAGCUAUCUCUGCCAGAGAUUCUGCCGAUAGCAAAACCACGAUCUCACAACAAUUCCGAAAGUUGCGAGGAACCGAAAAGGGUGCAUAAAAUAUCCGAGGUGAGCGACGGCGGUUCGGAUUCUUCAUUUUGUGAUUUUACCGAGGAGAUCGAUACGCUGCAAGACAUGUUUCCGCACGUUUGUGCACUAGAGAUCAAGCACUGCUUGACCAUAGCGUCCGGGGAUCUGGAGCGAGGAACACAAAUUCUGCUCCAUCGUCAAGAACACGGUCAAUCGAUAACUAAUAAUAGCUCUUUGACGCUGCACAUUUCCUCUAGUAAGGCGCCUGUCAUCGACGAUAACGAAUUGAAGAAUAGGAUUAUCGAGAGAUACUCGUACAUCGAUCAGGACGCAUUGGCACGUGAGCACCGUCCGGUCGCUCCGAAGGUGGAACCCAAGAAAUUGGUACGUUACAGGGAUAACAAGAUCGUAAGCUUGAAGGGCGAACGCUAUACGGAGGUCAAGAAGGGGGACGACGUCGAGGAUGUAUCUUUAAAGAAGUCCAAGAAGCAGCAGCAUUGUCCGUAACAAGAGCGGGCAGCUGCUGCCGCCCCAAGCUGCUCAGCCGCCUCCGCCACAAUUUUAAUAUUGUACAUAAUCGAUUCCAUCAUUUGGCGCAAUUAUUGCAGUGUAACUAGAAGACUGAAUGCAGUGGAUCUACUGAAGAGGUGGCGCGCCAGUGGCCUUGGGCAGCACAAGAAUCCACUCCUUAUUAGUACUUACCAUAUAAGCACUCCCAAAAUCGAGCACCCAAAAACUCUUCUUGUAGGCAGCGUGUAUUUAAACGCAGAUGAUUUCUUUAAGUAGCUAUAAGGAGCAAGUAGUCGGCCGCUAACCAUAAAGGAUGAUAUAUUCAUAUUACGUAGGCCGACCUGCUUGCUCCAAAGUUUUGAAAAAAAAAGAAGAAGAAAUACCAAUAGUAUUAUUAAAUGUAUUGUUAACUUAUAAAACAACAAAUACUAUAUACUAAAUACUAGUCGUUUCAACUACUUUAAACUCUUUCCUUAUAGGUUUCUCU
Messenger RNA from Nicrophorus vespilloides, 1829 nucleotides. RefSeq names its product CUE domain-containing protein 2. The record is from RefSeq and is a predicted model, not a curated record. Lineage: Eukaryota; Metazoa; Arthropoda; Insecta; Coleoptera; Silphidae. Gene Ontology annotation, molecular function: ubiquitin binding. Bases 464 to 1339 code for a protein of 291 amino acids. The transcript has 4 exons.